GCGGGGGGGCGGAGCAAGAUGGCGGCGGUACCGGCUCUCCCGGUGUCCCUGUCGGGCAGGUUUAAGGGAUCCUUUGCAUAUUUUACAAUUAAAGACAGACUUCCCCAGAUCCUCACAAGAGUUAUUGAUACUUUGCAUCGACAUAAGAAUGAAUUUUUUGAAGAACAUGGUGAGAAGGGUGUUGAAGCAGAGAAGAGAGCUAUAUCUUUCCUCUCCAAACUGCGGAAUGAGCUGCAAACAGACAAGCCAGUGACCCCUUUGGAAGAUGAGUUGCCUGAUGCUGCAUUGUGGAACCAAUACUUGGACUACCAACGAAAUUUACCAAAUAGCAAUGGAGAACCAAGUUGGUUUCAGUCCCCUUGGCUGUAUGUAGAGUGUUACAUGUAUCGAAGAAUCCAUGCAGCAUUAGCACAGAACCCACCUAUUGACAACUUUGAUGUAUUUAAAGAAGGAAAGGCUCAAAAUUUCUUUGAAUCCCAAGAAGCUGUUAUUGCCUUAUGCACUUACUUUCAGGAACUUCUUAAGAACAUCAAGGAUCUAGAUGAAAAGCAGCUUCAGGAGGAACUGUUUAAGCUAUUGCAGGUGUCAUUGUGGGGCAAUAAGUGUGACCUUUCUUUUUCAGCUGGUGAAGACAGCUCUCAGAAAUCUAGUCCCUUGCAAUCCCUGGAAAACAUGGUACCUUACAUCUUAGUGAAUGAUAUGGAAAAAGUUUGGUCACUUCUUGUAAAUGCCAAAAAAAAUAGAACAGAAAGAAGUAAUGUUAGAGUUGACAUAAUCCUGGAUAAUGCUGGAUUUGAACUUGUAAGUGAUCUUGUUUUGGCUGAUUUCUUGUUAUCAUCAAAGCUAGCUGAUGAAGUCUAUUUUCAUGGAAAAAGUAUUCCAUGGUAUGUAUCAGAUACCACAAAGCAUGAUUUUAACUGGACUAUUAAACAGCUGGGGUCAGCUAAUCAUAUGUGGAUGUCUAGAUGUGGGAUAAACUGGGAGGGCAAUUUGAAAAAGGGAGUUUGGGUUUUCCGUGACCACAUGUUUUGGACUUUACCACAUGAUUUUUCCAGUACGAGUGAAGUUGCUCCUGACUUAUAUGCUGAGCUACAGAAGUCAAACUUGCUCCUUUUCAAAGGCGAUCUAAACUAUAGAAAAUUGACAGGAGAUAGAAAAUGGGAAUACAGUGUCACAUUUCAUCAAGCCUUGAAUAAGUUUCAUCCUGCGCCUCUCUGUAGUUUGAGAACACUGAAAUCUGACACUCAGGUUGGCCUGAAACCUGGACAAGGUGAACAAAUUCAGGCUUCUGAACCUGACUGGAUGAAAUUUAUUUUUCGUGGGAUUCCACUUCUUCCAAGUCUAAUGAAGUAAAAGAUUAAAAGCUGAGUUCGUCAGAAUAAAGUGUGUUUUUUAAGGGCAAAUAACUUGAUAGAUCUGCCGUAAAAUACAGCUGUAUGAGGACUCUCUCCCCAUCACCAAGCGUUCAGAAGCAGCUGAAGUGUAACUCCCGAACCAGCCGUGGCACUGCAGGACUAGGGAUGGGGAAGUGCUCGAGCACGUUUCCAGGGAAGUUAGCACAAAGUUUCCCAAUCACUUAAUCCUGCCUCUGCACUCCACUCCCGUAGUAGGACGGAUUAGGCUGUAGUCGAAUGCUGGACAAAUCCAGGAUGAUAUUUUUGUUCAGAUUUGCAGUGGAUAGUAAAACGUGCC
Messenger RNA from Pseudopodoces humilis (Tibetan ground-tit), 1692 nucleotides. The record is from RefSeq and is a predicted model, not a curated record. Lineage: Eukaryota; Metazoa; Chordata; Aves; Passeriformes; Paridae.